AUGGGAGGGGACAGCGGCAAUGGUGAUAUGCUGAGGCGGCACGAGAUGGAGACAAGAGGAUGGAGUGGGUGGAAUAGGGAAGCAGCAUGGGGACGCAAGGAAGGAGAGGGAGGAGUCAGAAGUAGAGGAAAGGAGGAAGUGGCAAACAUGCUCUUCCUUGAGAGCCCUGCUGGUGUUGGCUUCUCAUACUCGAUCAGAACAUCAGAUUACAAUAACACUGGUGACAGGAGCACUGCAGCAGAUGCAUAUACUUUCCUCAUCAAUUGGCUUGAGAGGUUCCCAGAGUACAAGGGCCACAGCUUCUUUUUAACUGGUGAAAGUUAUGGCAGCCACUACAUACCACAGCUCGCCAACACUAUUCUGUCAAAUAACAAAAUCAUGAACACCACUAUGAUCAAUCUCAAAGGAGUUGCUGUUGGGAAUGCAUACCUGGAUGAUGACACAAACACAAGAGCAACCAUCGAUUACUACUGGACACAUGCUAUGAUCUCCAAAGAAACUCACACCGCAGUCCAGGAAAAUUGCGGCUUUAAUGGAACAUACACAGGACUCUGUAGAACCACGAUAGAAGCCGCUAACAAUGAGAAGGGCCUUAUCGAUGAAUCCAACAUCUAUCCACCGUUCUGCUGGGAUGCUUCUGAUCCCCAAAAGCAGCAUGCCUCGGUAACCAACAAUAACCCCUGUGCCAGUUACUAUAUGCGAUCGUAUCUGAACCGCCAAGAGGUGCAGAGAGCACUUCAUGCUAACACCACAAGAUUGAAACAACCAUGGUCGGAUUGCAGUAAUAUCUUUUCUCCUGAAAAUUGGAAAGAUGCCCAAGUCUCUAUGCUACCAUCUAUUCAGAAAUUAAUUUCAAGUGGAGUUAGCACAUGGCUGUAUAGUGGUGAUAUUGAUGCCAUUUGCCCAGUAACUUCAACGCUGUAUUCACUAGACAUCCUGGGGCUGAAGAUAAAUUCAUCACGGCGGGCAUGGUAUUCUGAUGAUGGUGAGGUUGGAGGCUAUGUUGUUGAGUACAAAGGUCAGAUAUUCGCAACAGUCCGAGGAGCUGGACAUAUGGUUCCUACCUACCAACCCCAAAGAGCGCUCACCUUGUUCUCGUCAUUCCUGAAUGGGAAGCUGCCACCUGAGUGA
Miscanthus lutarioriparius is the source of this 1131-nucleotide messenger RNA. The record is from the annotation of a GenBank genome assembly. NCBI's taxonomy places the organism in Eukaryota, Viridiplantae, Streptophyta, Magnoliopsida, Poales, Poaceae.